AUGGCAUCGCUCAGGCUUGCAAGAUCUGCUCUGCAGGAUCUCACUGCUGCAGACGGAUCUUCAGGCCAGUUGCAAGCCUUGAAAAGAAUCAAGUGCGACCUGACUGGCCAUGUCUCACGCAAGGUCGAAUACAUUCAGCAGGGCCUCAUCCCCCAGCUCACAAAGAUUCUGGCCGACGUUGCCACCCAGCAGUCUGCGCUGGCCGGAGCCGACGCCCAACCCGAACAGGAUGGAUUGGUGACGACCCAGGUUGCCCAGAUCCUGUGUGUCAUCGCCCACGAAGGUCCCUCGUUUGUACAACCGCUCCUUGAAACCGAUGUUCUCCAAAGACUGGUCUCCUUCCUCCUGCUGCACCUCCCCCUCAGAACUCGCCUUGCGAUCCUCAAGUGUCUCAAUGCCAUCGCCGACAAUCUUCCUCCCGCGAUCGCGGGCCAAUGGCCACAAAGUGCGAAGCUUGCGGAUCUCCUAUACUCAAAGAGAUGCAUACGGUGCUUUAGACACAUCAUUGGAAAUGCUAAUGCGACACUGGCGUCUCAACAGGCCUGCGAUUCCAUCUUGGCUCUUCUGUGCAAAACGGUGACACACGAGGCUCAGAAACGUGCACUGACCGAGUCAGGCGUCCUAAAAAUACUUGCGAGUCGAUUGGCCUCAUUCGUGGUCGCCGAAGGGCUCGUCCCUCCUGGCUCUGAAGCCUUCGAUGGUGAUGGUAGCAUCCCGUCUGGCCUUCCCAAACCAGCGCCAUCUUGCGCGCACCUUUCCCCAGUACUCGAGGCACUUUGCGUGUUGGUUGAGGGCUCCAAGUCACGGGCGGAGAUCUUUUUAACAGAUCCUACCAUUAAGGCUGUACUUCCUGACCUUAAGGAGGACUUCUCACCCUCAGAUAUCCGCCGCGCGCCAUGGGGAGCUAGCUACUUAUCUGGCGCCGCAGUCCCGCGCUCACGGCUGCAUGGACCCUUCGAUUCGCUCCUUCCAAUCGCACCUAUAUCUGAGAAGGCAAAUGCUGCACAGCCCGGUUUUCCUCCACUGGGCUCGGUCACGGCUAUGCCCAAACGACGUCCUUCUUUUCUCCCAACCACGAGCGGGGUACCAAACUUGAAUCUAAACCAGGAUGCUAUAGAAGAUGUUCAGGAGAGCGCCGUCAUCUCUUGGCUGUUAUAUGUCGUUCGGGAAUCGCGCGGGAGACGGCGUCUUCUGGCGGCGAGAUUACUGGUCAACCUUCACAACCUGCAUUUCGUGAAGAAGGACCGUGGUUCGUCUUUCGCGUCAUUGUUGGUGCCGCUCUUGACGCGGAUGCUGGACCCCGACCCAGCGCAAUUCGAUCCUGCCCACCAGCCCAGCGGAUUGUAUCUUUGUGCUGGCACACAUUACGCGUGGGCCGUCCCCGCAGUACUAGCUGCGCUUAUAAUGGAUGAUCGCGAGAUGCAGAGAGUGGCUGUGGAGGGCAAGGCCAUUGUCAGUUUGUCCAUUGGUCUGAAAAUGACCUUUGAAGGGAUUUCGAGUCGCAAAUUAUCCCCUUGGCAGCCGCACAAACCAGAUAAGAUGGAAACGGAUACGAAAACCCCCGGUACGCGCAUAGGUCCUGGUGGACCGACCUGGACGGCCCGGACGGAAAUGCAGUAUCGAGAAGGUUGUUUGAAAGCCCUAGCAGCUAUUGCUCCAUUCGAGGAAGACUACCGCGAACAAAUUUGCAAUGAGAGUGUUUUGCCAUAUAUCAUUCAGGCUUUGGAACCUUGCGAGGCUCAAGUUGGCUUUAACCAGGAGAUCGAGAUAGCAGGAAAUUCGGCUUCUGUGAUAUUGGCUGCUUGCGCAGCUGUAAGAGCACUAGGAAGGUCUGUUCGAGCGCUACGAACGAAGCUCAUCGAGGCGGAUGUUGCUAAACCGAUCUUGAAAAUGAUGAACUCGACAAAUCCAGAGCUGAGGAUUGCGGCCACGAAGGUCCUCACCAACUUGGCCAUGGACUUCAGUGCGGUCAAAGAGAGCGUUGGGGAGUCCACGGUGGUGAAGAAGUUGUGCGAGCAGGCCCAUUCGGCAAGCGCUCGGCUUCGGCAUGAAUCGCUGUGGGCUCUCAAACAACUUGUGCUCAAUGCCAACAAGAAGCUUAAGCAGGAGGUUGUGGACGAGUUGGGUUGCAGCUGGAUCAAGCUACUGAUAAAAACGGAUCCCAUCGAUAUACCCGAGGGCGAAGUGAUUGGACUCGUGGAGAGAGAUUACCCUCAAAUCACAACAUAUAGGCGAUCUGCCGCUUCAGUUGACAACCCCCAAGAUAUUAUCAUGGGCGAGGGCUCGGAGCCGGACGGUGAGAAUGGGGAAGACGCGAGCGGGAGUUCUGAAAUAUCUGUCGAUUACAAUGGUGGAUUUGAUGCCAAGCACAGCGUGGAAGACGACAUCCAGAUUCAAGCACAACUGCUGGAUCUUCUUCGAAACCUUUUCUGCGGCGAGAAUGCUUCCGACCUGGUUAGAUAUGUCAUAGAUGAAAUGGGCCAGGACGACUUUUUCCGAAUCAUGCUCGAUCGACUACGCCCACGCACGCUCGCUGGCCCUACGCGGAAAGACAACUACACCACCCCACCGCCGAAUACGAUCGUUGUGAAGGUGUUGUUUGUCCUGGUGCAUAUUGCUGCUUGCGACCCGAAGUGGCGGAAUGCGAUAGCCUCACAACACGCCCUGCUCAAGCAGAUCCUGACCUUCUGUGGCCAUGCAGACCGAGAGAUUCGGUCGACGUGCUGCUGGAUCGCCAUCAACUUGACGUACGAGGACGAUGCGAAUGAUCGAGCUGGAUGCAGACACCGAGCCAUUGAGUUGCAAAAGGUCGGCUUCGUUUCACAUCUGAGGAAGAUGGAAACAGAUUCUGAUCUGGACGUGCGAGAGCGAGCGAAGACGGCGCUGCAUCUGAUGAUGAGCCUGAAGCUGAUAGCGUAG
This is a messenger RNA of Cladophialophora psammophila CBS 110553, 2919 nucleotides long. RefSeq lists its product as uncharacterized. Gene Ontology annotation, biological process: proteasome-mediated ubiquitin-dependent protein catabolic process. Gene Ontology annotation, cellular component: GID complex. The record is from RefSeq and is a predicted model, not a curated record. Gene Ontology annotation, molecular function: protein binding. The transcript has 2 exons. Bases 1 to 2919 code for a protein of 972 amino acids. NCBI's taxonomy places the organism in Eukaryota, Fungi, Ascomycota, Eurotiomycetes, Chaetothyriales, Herpotrichiellaceae.